UUAGGGUCAGACUUGGGUUUGCACUUAAAACGAGAGCUUCCCAGCUCGCGGUUCCUCACCGUGGCCAGGAUUGUGGACAGUUCUGUGAGCGAACGGAUACAACAAAAUCAUAAACUGUUGAACUUGGCGCCACAUCUCGAUAUCCUCAAUUUAUCACGUCGUGUAUUCAUGGUUCUUCUGUCGGAUGUUGCAAGGGUCUGCGGGGUUGAGGAUGCUGGAGGUCCCCUAUUCUGUGGAGUGGCUUGCUCAGAGCAGUCUGAGACUGGGUGGGCCUGGGCAGCAUGUCGGCCUGUGCCAUGACCGAGACAGACAAUCGGCCGGCAGCAACCAAGCGUUCCCUGUCCAACAAGAGACAGGAGAUGGUGACCUGUGCAGAGCCGACACAGCACACAACAAAGACAGAAGGAUUCCCAAUAAAGGCAGCCCAGUAAGGAUCAAGAACCAAUGGGGCAAAACUCCACAGGGAGCUUCUGAAUCCCCUGUGACCUGCGGAGUUAGUGCUUCCGGGGACAAGGACUCCAGAACCGAGGAAUGGGCUGAUCGCCGGCGGCUCCGCACUGUCUUCACGGUGGAACAACUGCGCGUUCUCGAGUUGAGUUUCCAGUGUCAGCAAUACCCGGGAUCCGAGCAGAGGCGGAAUCUAGCUGGAGAGCUUCACCUAUCCGAGACACAGGUCAAAACAUGGUUUCAAAAUCGUCGAAUGAAACUCAAACAGCAGCUUCAAGAUGCUCAGGCUGAGGCAUUUAAGUCAAGAUUGUUUCUUCAGUAUUUCUCCAAUCCUUAUGUCUCCAUUCAAAGUUUUUAUCCCAUGACAGAUUCUAGCUGUGUUGCUCAUUUCAACGAAUUUGGACCUCACCAUACACAGACUUCUAUGCCUUUACGUUCUCUUGACCAUCAGUCAAACUUACCUCAGAGCAAUGCAAAAGCCACUCCUUGUCGAUUCCAUCCAUAUCUGCGUAUCUAAUAAAGAAAUACAUUUAUGGUAACAUAAAAUGCACAUCAAAAGAAUAAUUAUAGACAUUCUUUCAUCAGGCAACAUAUUAUAGUAUAUUUAUUUUUUCAUCUGUUUUUGCAAUCAUUCGUAGGACAUUAUUGCAAUUGUAGGUACUAAAUCGUGAUGUCUUGAAAAUGUUCAUCAGUAAUCUGUGCUGAAUAAUCCACCCUAAGUCAGGUUGUGCUGAGAGUAAAGCAUUGGUUUGCAUUAUUGUAAUAUACAUUCCUUUUUAUUUGUGAAUUUUUUGAUAGAUUACACAGGAGUUUUCAAAGGAGUUACUGCAAGAAUACAUACAAAGUUAUAUGACAGAAUAUGGUUUCUGUAAGAGAGAGUUUCUGGCUCACAAUAUCAUAUACACUGGAUAAAAUAUUUAUUAUUAUUUCCCCGUGGUAAGCUUCAGAACUUAUUCUUUUGGAUUUUUCUCCUGGAAUACUCUAGAGCUGAUUCCAAACUGAGAUAUGAAUUUGUAGAAACAGACAGCACCAAGGCAUCUAAAUGACAAUCUCUCCUGAAUAUUAUUUGUGGAACUGCUGUUCUGAACAGUCAUUGGACAGCAAUAAGGAACAGGAACCCUGUUCAUUCAUUUCUUUUUCUUGCAAACUUAUAAUGCUACCUCUUCUGAGAUUUGUGACUCAGCCUAAAAAAAAUACAUAGUUUGGUUUCACCUAAAGUAUUAUUUACAUCAGCUUAUACAUGACAUUUUCAUAUUACAGUAUUGAACUUGAUCUAUAAUAGUACUAGUAGUGGUAUAGGAAAAACAUGGAAAAGAAAGCAUUCUGCAAUGAGCUGUAAUGUAAAGUGUGUUCACACUGUAAUAAUAUAAUUACUUCACGUGGAUUAGAGAGUCAUUUUAAAAUGAUAGGCCAAUAUUUGCAAAUUGAUUGAAAUGAGGUUCUUGGUGAUAAUGAGGCAGUAAUCCAGUUUAGGUACUUUGCAAAUCAAAUUUUGAAAAUAUAAUUACCAAAUGGCACAGUAAUAGAUGAUGUGAUUCAAAGGCAAAUUUGUUCAAAUGGUGAUAUAAUGCCCUUUUUAAGGUGUGGUCCCUGAAGCUAUAACGGGCUGAGAUAAGAUGGAUAAGGAAAACUUCUUCCUGUUAGCUGAUGAAGGAGAGGGAAACAGAGAUUUAAGAUUUUAGGCAAGUGAUGCCUUGGGAAUAUGAAGAAUUGUUUUAUGCAGUGAAUGGCAAUGACUGUCCAUGAGGUUAGUGAAACAGGAAAUAAUCAAUGGUUUCAAGAGGAAAAUGGAUAGCACUAACAGUAAAUAAACCUUUAGGCCCAUGGGUAUAGAGUAGAGGAAUGGGACUGUCUGGAUUGGUUCAUGAUGAGCCAGAAUGAAUCCAAUGGACUAAACAGUCUCACUCAGUGUCAUAAGUAGCUCUGACACAAAAUACAUAAUACAAUUAGUUCAAAUUCCUCUGUCUCUUUCUGAAAGUUUAGCAGACACAUUAACCCAUUUAUUUAAGGCUGAUUAAUGCCUCUGGUUAAACUGCAGUUUGGAAAUUUAGGCAAUGUGUUGUGAUGUAAUUUGGUCUUCAGUAGUAUUCUAUAACUAUGUUGAAAGUAACUAAUAAAACUACAUUAUUUCUAAUCUAAUGAAGAUGAGAAAUAAAUGUCAAAAUUUUGCUAUAGAAGGGAGAUCAAUUCCACUUGGUUAAACCUUUACAAUAACAUAAAGGGAAACUUUUGUUCCAGUAAAAUGGGUGAGGGUGUUAUUUUAUUAUGAAGUGACAUGGUUACAGCCACAAAUACAGGUUUCUUUUAUGUUUUCAGAAAUGCAUUGUGCUCUAAGGUUACCCACCUAA
This is a messenger RNA of Rhincodon typus (whale shark), 2795 nucleotides long. RefSeq names its product homeobox protein vex1-like. The coding region runs from base 185 to 964 and encodes 259 amino acids. The transcript is spliced from 5 exons. The record is from RefSeq and is a predicted model, not a curated record. Gene Ontology annotation, molecular function: RNA polymerase II cis-regulatory region sequence-specific DNA binding; DNA-binding transcription factor activity, RNA polymerase II-specific. Lineage: Eukaryota; Metazoa; Chordata; Chondrichthyes; Orectolobiformes; Rhincodontidae. Gene Ontology annotation, biological process: regulation of transcription by RNA polymerase II.